ACAGAGGCGGCGGAGGUUAAAAUGUUAUGCGGUAUGCAUUUAUAAUCAACAAUAUAUACACGCAGAUGCUCGGUGGACAUUUUGCCAGAUAUGACAAGCUACAAACAUCCUGAUAUCUUCACAAUGAUCGACGGUGUUCGAAGCCUUCCAGGCUUAUCAAGCACAUGGUUUGGAUACUUAAAAACUCUUCCAGUAAAAGCAGAUCGAGAUGUGUUCAUUGUAUCCUACCCAAAAUCAGGUACUUCAUGGACAUCAGAAAUAAUGUGGCAAAUCUACCACGAGGGGAAGAUAGAUUACAACUCGAUUCAUAAUCGCGUGCCGUACACGGAAAGUACCCCCCUCGAGCACAACUUGGACACAAAUGAAAAACUGGUGGAGUUUUUCCUGAAUCAUCCUCAGCCGCGUAUUUUCAAGUUUCACCUGCCGUAUCAUCAAGUACCCAUGGGUGAUGAUGCCGAUGAUAAACCCAAGUACAUCUACGUGUUACGGAACCCAAAAGACGUAGCAGUGUCGUUUUACUAUCACUAUAAAGGCUUCAAAAUAUUUGGAUUUGCGGAUAGAACAUGGGAUGAGUUCUUUGAAAUGUUUAUCAAUGAUCAAG
Molecule: messenger RNA, 601 nt
Organism: Exaiptasia diaphana
Lineage: Eukaryota; Metazoa; Cnidaria; Anthozoa; Actiniaria; Aiptasiidae
Product: sulfotransferase 1C2
Biological process (GO): sulfation
Cellular component (GO): cytoplasm
Molecular function (GO): sulfotransferase activity
Source: RefSeq, a predicted model, not a curated record